UAUUCUAUUAACUAAAUCGUUUGAAUCAUAAUUUGUUUCUUCUUUUAUAACCUCGCGGUUGCUGCGCCACCCCAUCUCUCUCGCCACCGGAAUUCUUUGUCGCUCCCCCUUCUCCGGUGAAAUCCUUCGCCUUUACGUUUACGGUGAUAACGAUCCCCCUCCCUUGGUCAGUUGAGGAGUUUAGAUUUCGUCAGGACCCAUCAGGUUUGGGCAACUGAUGCUCUUUUUGUUUAGUCCCAUUUGGUUGAUUCGUUCGUGACUGGAAAACUCAUUUCAAGUUAGUUUUUUAUGGAAACUCUAGAAAACAUAGCUUUAGAGAUUUUUCUCCUUAUCCUUUACGUGCACAAGUUGGAAUUUAAGAGUAAUUGUUUGGUUUUGUUUAGGUGGCAUGUAAAGUUCCCUUUUUGAUUUCGAGUUUUCCCAUUUGGCCCUCUAAUCGGUAGCGCCAAAAACUUUCUUAUACGUUUUAGUGAAGUAAAAGCCUCAUCUUGAUUUCUUUUAAGAAUGGAAAGGAAUAUUGAUAUGUAUUGGAAUUAGAUUUCUUGUUAUUGACGCUUUCACUUCAUCUGGAUUGAGGAGACUCUCUUCGCUUUGCGUGCAGCGAGGUAGUAUUCGAUAUGUAAAUUCGUUGAUUCCUGUUCGUUAAUGAAAUAUAGUGAUAUUUAUAUACUCCUUUUGAAGCAUGUUGUCUGUGGUGUAAACCAUCUUCCAUUGGACGAAUCUUCGUUUAUUGCUAGUAAUGUUUUUUGGGUGCAGUGUUGGUUGGUUUAUGAUUUUGCUAUUAUGAACUGGUGCAGCAUCUUGAGCUAUGCUGCACUUGUGCAUGUGCACAGUUAAACAGACUUUUAGUAUAGCUCCUCUGCAAAAGAAAAUUUUUAGUAUGUCAAGUUUUGUGGGGGUUUGCUUGCAUUAUCUAUCCGUUCUUUUCCAUUCAUUGUGUUAGGAUUGCUUCUACUAUGUCUUGUCAACAGCAGUGCUAUGCCUAAUGUAAUGCAUGCUUUUGUUAUAGUCAUUCCUGUUGUUGGAUAAUUUUCCUAUGCUUUUCUUGGAGUCUGAAUUGUUAGUUGAUUCUGAGAUGAUAAUCUUAUAAACAUAUCACCACACGUACUAUAUGUUUAGUAGCCUACACCAUAUACAUUCGUCUAAUUCUGAUACUUCUUGUUAGGGAAGUAUUUCAUGUUUCCAUGAAGAUUCCGAAAUGAAGGAUAAAGACAAUUUGUGGAUGGAAAGAAACGGUAGUUAUGGACUAUAUCUUCAUCAUUACCUCUUAUACCAACCACCUCAGUAGAGAACUUCCCUGAGCCUCACAACAGGUCUCAGUUGAGGCCGUUAAAAAACAAUCUACUGUCUCCUCAACAUAGAUCAUUUGUUUCUGAUAGUGGGAUCGUUGGAUCUUUGCAUUCAUCCUCUUGCAAGAUUUCUUCAGAAUAUCAUGGAUCUUCUUUGUCACUUCAAAUGAGGCAUCCUCCAGUUGCUACACAAUCACCAAAAGUUGGUCUCUAUUCAUUCAUCUAAAUUUUUAUAUACAGGAACAUUUCAACCUAUGACGACUAAUGUUUUCGAGAGAGACUACCAAAAUAAAUUUGUCUCCAGAUACACUUCAUGAUACUCUUGAUUAUCCAGACAAUAAUUUUUCUUUGAGCAAUCAAAUAUUAGGAAAUUCCACCAUGGUCUCUAAUGAUCCUAGUAAGCAAAAGGAGUGGUGGACAGAUAUAAUAGAUGAAGAUUGCAAGGAAACUGCUGUUGAAUCUCAGCCAAAGGUUGUACACCCAACCUCAUCCCAAUCGUCAUCUAGUUUAUCAGUGCACCAGCCACCAAUCCAUCAUUCUGUUCCAUCCAAUUCAGGAGAGGUUUGUGCUGUCACUAGUGCAGCCAAGCCACGCAUGCGCUGGAAUCCUGAGCUCCAUGAAUGCUUUGUAAAUGCUGUCAAUCAGCUUGGUGGUAGUGAAAAAGCCACUCCGAAAGGUGUACUAAAGCUCAUGAAAGUUGAAGGCUUGACAAUAUACCAUGUGAAGAGCCACCUGCAGAAAUAUAGAACAACUUGGUACAGGCCAGACUCAUCAGAAGGGCCAUCCAACAAGAAGACUACUUUGAAAGAAGAAUUGCCUUCUCUAGACCUCAAGACAAGUUUUGAUCUCACUGAAGCUCUCCGGCUCCAGGUGGUUGUCCAAAAACAGCUUCAUGAGCAACUUGAGAUUCAGAGAAAUCUGCAGCUGAGAAUUGAAGAGCAAGGAAGAUUUCUUCAGAUGAUUCUUGAGAAGCAAUGCAAGUCGAACAUUGACAAACUCCAGAUUACUUCUACUGUGGAAGGACUAUCAACCACAACCUCUGAUAUAAUGCAUUCAAUUGACAAGUUUGAACUCCCAGAGAACGAUCGAUACAUAGCUGGAAGUAGCAACGGCAGUGCAGAAACAAAAGAGGGCUCAUGGCAAGUCAGUAUCAGGCAUAAGAUGCCUGAAGCUGAACCUUCAGCCGAGAAAGAAGCAGAUGCUGUUGAUGGCUCCCAUUCUUCAGCCUGCAAGCCUGCAAAAGGCCAGGUUGGGGAGACAAAAACACCACCAUGAGUUCGUGACUAAUUAUUGUAAGAUCUUUCAUAUGGCUUUGUUGAGUUUCAUUAAUCAUCAGAUGAUCAUUAACCAUUGUACUGUCCUGUAUUAUGUUAGUAUUGUGUUUAGGAUCAGAUAACCUAAGUCUAGGGAAGUGAGUAUCAUCAAUCAUCACUGUUGUUCAUACUCAUUGUACUGUCCUGGAUCAUGCAAGUAUAGUAUUCUGGAACACAACUCGGUAGAAAUCUUGGCAAGCAAAGUUGGAAAAAAAAAUUAAAAAAAUGUGCAUCGGAAGAGAAUCGAACCUAGGUCUAGAUGGUGACUGGGUACUAGAUUAACUCUUGUAUUUCUCUCUGAAUCGAACCCUAUUUGUU
Molecule: messenger RNA, 2920 nt
Organism: Musa acuminata subsp. malaccensis (wild Malaysian banana)
Lineage: Eukaryota; Viridiplantae; Streptophyta; Magnoliopsida; Zingiberales; Musaceae
Product: protein PHOSPHATE STARVATION RESPONSE 1-like
Molecular function (GO): DNA-binding transcription factor activity; DNA binding
Source: RefSeq, a predicted model, not a curated record